Macrosiphum euphorbiae (potato aphid) is the source of this 282-nucleotide messenger RNA. The record is from the annotation of a GenBank genome assembly. NCBI's taxonomy places the organism in Eukaryota, Metazoa, Arthropoda, Insecta, Hemiptera, Aphididae.
AUGAGUUCAUUUAGGAGUAUAGUUCUGCAGCUUAUUGAUGAUAUAAUGAAUCUAGCUCCAUAUCUACAACUCUCUCUACCACCAACUUAUCUACAUACAAAAACAAGCUCUCUUACGUCAUCACAUUCACCACUAACUAGUACAAGUACGGAUCAUUCUCCUCAGAGUAAUUCUACCUUCAACAGCCCAAUGUCAGUAGAAGAGAUACAGCAUAAUGACACAGAAGGUUUAUGCUACCAAGUCGUCCGUGAUGCUUUGACCACCGAUAAUACAGUAAUAUAA